AUAGCUAUGUUUAAUCUUGAUCAUUAUUGUUAAGGAUAGGCUAUAGGUGGAAUAAGAUGCAAGUCCCUCAUCAGCGUUAUAAUCACACACAGUGUGAUCAACCAUCAUGAAGCAGCAUCUUUGAAAACAAAGGACAUACGUAUCAAACUAGGAACUCAGCUGGGCCUAACCCUUAGACUGAACUUGUAGAAAAUGGGCCCGUCUGAUGCUCCAAAAAUUGUCCUUGCUGCUUUGGGUUGCUCACUUCCUGUUGAAACUGGGAUGAUUUUUCUUGCCCCUUGGUCUUCUCUAGGCAUCUCCAAGGCAGUGAUGGCUCUCCAGCGGACGCAGGUCUUUCUUCUGUUCUUGUUGCUGACCCUGCUGGGGCUGGGGCUGGUACAGCCCUCCUAUGGCCAGGAUCGCAUGUACCAACGAUUCCUGCGGCAACACGUGGACUCUGAUGAGACAGGAGGCAAUGACGGCUACUGCAACUUGAUGGUGCAAAGACAGAAGAUGACUUCACAUCAGUGCAAGCGCUUCAACACUUUCAUUCAUGAAGAUCUUUGGAACAUCCGCAGUAUCUGCAGCACCACCAACAUUCAGUGCACGAAUGGCUGGAUGAACUGCCACGAGGGUGUGGUGAGGGUCACAGACUGCAGGGAGACCGGGAGCUCCAGGGCUCCCAACUGCAGGUACCGGGCCAAGGCCAGCACCACAAGUCAGCAUUUGAGGUUUGACUCCUUUGCUCCAGGCUAUUCUCAGAGUAAACCCAAGUGUUCCAGAUGA
Molecule: messenger RNA, 765 nt
Organism: Odocoileus virginianus texanus
Lineage: Eukaryota; Metazoa; Chordata; Mammalia; Artiodactyla; Cervidae
Product: ribonuclease 4-like
Biological process (GO): defense response to Gram-positive bacterium
Molecular function (GO): nucleic acid binding; RNA nuclease activity
Source: RefSeq, a predicted model, not a curated record